AUGCAGAACCGAUCGCGAAUCAGACCAGCUACGAGGCCGGAGGGCGAUAGUAGUCCCGACGAGGUCCUCACGUACCUACAACUCUCCGCCGAUCUAGAAUAUCACGUCCUCAUCUGCUGCAGAAUCGAGUGUCGACACGCUAUCUCACCAGAUGGAGCCCAAGUGACUGCACACCUCUGGAACAAGCACAGCGUUCCACUAGCCGACCGGUUAGGCCUCACGGAGCAUAUACGCGAUAACUACUCUCAAGGCUUUCGUAAACCUACAGAUGCAGCCCUGCCGCCUUGUGGUUCCAAGCCCCAUCAGGACCUCCAGACCUAUGAUGGCUUCAGCUGCCGCAAGUGCGUCUUCUUCACAACUAGCUUCCACGAGCUUACAAGGCACCUCUCUCAUAACCACCUUCACGGGGAAACCGCGACCCGGCCGCGAAUUGGCCUUCUCUACGACGACGUUUACCUACAGUCUUGGGCGGGCGGGCCUGAUCGACGAUAUUGGACCGUUACUGGUGCAGAUGGGAGUACAGUCCGGCCAGUGCCCGGCCGUGAACCCGAACGGCAUUCUCCCAAGGCGCCUAGAAGGCCUAUUGUCUCGGACUUCGACAUAGCAAGGAAAGACCCGCAUGAUAAACGGACUGCUAUCUCUCAGAGCAAGCCAUGGCUUGACCGGACGGGAUGGCCUCAGAUCUUCGAGGGC
Messenger RNA from Microdochium trichocladiopsis, 693 nucleotides. RefSeq lists its product as uncharacterized. The transcript has a single exon. NCBI's taxonomy places the organism in Eukaryota, Fungi, Ascomycota, Sordariomycetes, Xylariales, Microdochiaceae. The annotation marks the transcript as partial. The record is from RefSeq and is a predicted model, not a curated record.